CUAUCCAUGAAGGAGGUUGGAGACGGGCUGCACGAGCAGAUGAACUGCAUGAUGGGUGCACUGCAGGAGCUGAAACUCCUCCAGGUCCAGACAGCUCUGGAGCAGCUGGACAUCUCGGGGAGCCGAAGCACAGUCUCUGGCACUGAGCAGCACCAGUGCUGCCGAAGCAGCAGAGACAUGCCCAGGGCCCUGCAGGACGAGCAGCCGUGUGGGGAGGAAUCAGCGGAGGACCCCAGCCCCUCGUCCCUCGCCUGUGCUGUGCCACGACCAGUGGGUUUGUGCUGUCCCGCUGCACUCCCAGAGGUCGGCCAGCUUGGAGACCCCCUGUCCUCCUUCAGGAGCCUCUGUGGUGAGGAUAUUUACCACCCAAAAGGACCUUCCUCUGUGUUGAGCAGAGCAGAGCACGUCCGCCCAAGAACAUUCGAGCCCAGUACCCAGGGCACAGCUGGGGGGUGGCCAGCGUGCCAGGAGUGCCUGGGGUGUGAUGAUGGCCACGACUGGACAUCCUCCCUAAUGUCCCAGAGCCGGAACCGGCAACCGCUGGUCUUGGGGGAUAACAUCUUUGCAGACUUGGUUGGGAACUGGUUGGAUCUGCCAGAGCUGGAUAAAAAGGGGGAGAAGAGUGAAGUACCCCUGUCCAUGAGCAGAUCCCAGGAGCUCUGCAGGAAGUUCUCCCUCACAGCCAACAUCUUCAAGAAGUUCCUGAGGAGCGUUCGGCCAGACCGAGACAAGCUUCUCAAGGAGAAACCUUGCUGGCUGCCACCUGAAGACAAACAGCGUGAGAUUUCCAAGAGACCCAGGAAGAUGAACAAACUCAAGGGGACAUUUUACUUCCCACUGCAUGGGAACAUCCAGAACCAUCACGGCAAAGCAGAGAGAUGCCCAAAGGCAGAAAGCAAUAGCGAGAAACCCAGAAUCAGCACUAAGAAAGUCCACGAUACCAUAAACUAUACCCAGUCUGGGUUUGACAUCAAUACAGCUGUUUGGGUCUGA
Nestor notabilis (Kea) is the source of this 993-nucleotide messenger RNA. It is a transcript of the gene INKA2, whose product is annotated as family with sequence similarity 212, member B. The record is from RefSeq and is a predicted model, not a curated record. Lineage: Eukaryota; Metazoa; Chordata; Aves; Psittaciformes; Psittacidae. Gene Ontology annotation, molecular function: protein kinase binding; protein serine/threonine kinase inhibitor activity. The annotation marks the transcript as partial. The transcript has a single exon. Gene Ontology annotation, cellular component: nucleus.